UUGAAAAUUAAAUGGCAUUCGUGUGGAACAUUGGUAAACGGCUUUUUGCACUUUGCAUUUUUCCAAUUGGAUUGGCGACUGGCGCUCGUCGUCCGUCUCGAGCUUACGCGCAUGUGCCAGCACACCCACACCGAGGGGACGUUCACUUCACAGUUCAACGGAGGCUUCCAAGAGUAGGUAUAUGACUGUGUAUAGUGUAUACAUGCUAACACACUGUGUAUUCAUUUAAUGCUAUUGGCAGUGUCAAAGAUAACGUUGCACUGUUGUUCUAACGUCUCACAAAUACACACGUACCGACUCUAUUUGUAAACACACAAAUUUAGAAUCGAUCGGCUUUCCAUUAGUAGCGACCAAUUUUCUCUUCGGAGAAUCGCGAAUAAUUCUUCAUUUAUAAGCAUUCACCGGUGUAUUCGAUGCCUGCGGUCGUCUACCUUCUGUACAAUGUACUACGUUAGAGGCGUUUUUUCCGCGGCUACUCUAUGCAUAAUACACCUUCCGACGAUGAAUGGGCACGAGUUUCGGAGUAAUUCGAUUCUAUAGUAAUUCUUCAGCUCGUAACAAUAUCGUCGCGGUUUAGACAAUGGAACAAGUGACUUUUGGUUUAGCCGAAGAGAAUGGCUCGAAUUCAGAGUUGGGUUCGCAAGAAAAUCUCACGCUCGAUGCUAUCAAUCUGGAAAUCGAGGAGCUGGAUGAUGCUGAAUAUGCCAUUCCAGCAGUUGAUCAGCUGCCUUCCUUAGAAAGUAUUUUAGCUGAACCAGAUUGUGGUUCUUUAUCAGGCACAGAUGAUGAUAUUGCAGCAACUUCAAUUGAAAAAUUAUCUACUAGCGAAACUGUGAGCGUUGGUAGUUUGUUAUCGCUUAAUUCUCCUAGCAGACCAAAAAUCAAACCACCACCAAUAUCAGGAAUUAUUCUUAGACAUGUUAUACUAAAAGGAAUUUGUGCUCAAAUUGCUUCUGCAAGUGAGAAGAUCAAUGCUGGUCUGGCAAGUGCUGUAGCGGCAGGUGGUAGUAUGCUAGUUAUUGGCACAAGUCAUGGUCUUAUUUUGGGUUUUGAUUCUGCUCAAAUUUUAAGAUGGUGCCAUUGUGAUACUCGUCACCAAGGUUCUAUUUCUUCCUUGUGCUUCAAUCAUGAUGGGUCCAGAAUCCUGGCUGGAUUUGCUAAGGGUUACAUUCUUAUGAUUGAUUCUUCCAAUGGGAAAGUACUCCGAACUCUUACGGAUGUUCAUGGUCCUGGUACAGCUGUUUUACAUGUUAAAUUUACGGAUUCUCCAAAAUUAGCAUUAUGCAGUGAUAGUGGAGGUUCAGUUUUCGAGUUGACUUUUACUAGAACAAUGGGUGUUAGGGGCUGUGAUAGUAAAUGUUUGUUUAGUGGAUCAAGAGGUGAAGUAUGCACUUUGGAACCAUUACUUUUAGACGAAUUGGCUGCCCACCCUUUGAAAAAUUAUGUACUUGUAGCUAUGGCUACUUUAUCCAAAGUUAUUGUUGUAUGUAUAAGACCAAAAAUGAGAGUUCUUUUAACUCAUCCCCUAAAUGGUGCUCCUAUGGCUCCACCACAAGUAGCUUGGCAAUUAGUGGCAGUUCGAUCAGUUGAUUCUGAAAGAAUAAUUGAUCCUGUACUGGCUUUAGGAAGAGAUAAUAUAAUACAAUUUUAUCAAGUUUGCGGUGAAGCUGGAAUGCGGGUUCGCUUGAUACCGCUCCGAAGAAUCGUUCUAACAUUUACCAUGAGUAUUUUACGUUGGAUGAAUUCUCGUUCUUUAGCAGUCCUAGACGUUCAAGAAAAAUUGCAUUUAAUAGACGUACGUACCCAAGAGAGUUUAGAAACUCUUGACGUGAACAACGUCGGUUUGUCCUACGCUUCGAGUCAUUUUAAAGGCUUAUCGACCGGCGGGAAUGUUUCUAAAGCAAUGGCUUUAGCAGGCGAACGAGCCUGCUACAAUACUGUUAUUAUAUUUGGCUCGCAGUUGUUGCUCCUGGGAAUGAAGAGCCUACACGCUGUAUGCGUACGAACUUGGAUGGAAAGACUACGACAUCUUACCAUGCAAAAACGUUAUUGCGAUGCUUUGGAACUUGGGCUUGAUUUAUUUCGGGACAAAGGUAAAGCAGUGGUCGGUCUCAAAGGUUCUCGACAGCGUCGCAAACAAAUAGUUCAGGAUAAAGUGUGUCAAGUUUUGAUACGCUACAUGGAUGAACUUUUAAACAAUCCAGGCGAAUCAGCUGAGAUAGAAAUAGUUAGUACGUGCGUCGAUUAUUGUGUGCAGUUAGAGAGUCCCGAUUUAUUAUUUGGCAAAUUAUGGGAUUAUGUGAGCGAGUCUGAAACGUUGAGAUCAGUAUAUUUAAGAGCCUUGGAAACUCCGCUACUUGACGGUUCUUUAAUGCCACAGUUGCCUCCAUCGAUAGCUCAACAAUUUGUUGCCCUGUACAACCAGGAAGACAGACUAGAUUCUCUUCAGUCAAUAAUAAUUUUACUAAAUGUCGAUUGUUUGGAUAUUCAUCAAGUCACAACGAUCUGCAACGAACGCGGUAUGUGGGAAGCUCUAAUACAUUUACAAACCACGGCGCUUGGAGAUUAUACUGCGCCCAUUCAUCAAUUAGUCCCAGUAUUGCAAAAGCAAUUAAUGGACAACGAAGGGGCGCAAAAUCAAGCUUGGGACUGCAUAAGUUUGGGUAACGCUUUGCUUGUCUAUGCUAGUUGUUGUCUUCAAGGGAGACAAUUUCCACGCAAGAACGAGUUACCGGAAGGAAUUCCCCGUAAAAUUAAAGCUGACGUGCUCAGAGCUUUGUUGUCUCAACAUUCCAGUCUUGCAAGUGAUUCCGAAAGGCAAUACCCAUAUCUUAGAACUCUGCUAAGAUUCGAUGCCAAAGGUUUUCUUGAUGCUCUUGCUAUGGCUUUUCAAGAACCUGAAUUUACCUCAGAGAUGGGCUUACGUCAACGUCAGAGAGUCGUCGACAUUCUCCUCACCAUCGUCGCAGCCGUCACACCUAUCGGACCCGAGAGUUCGGAUUAUUUGAGUAACGAACAGCGGGUAUUUGUUCUCGUUUUCAUUGUCGACGAAGUAGUUGAGAGUACGGUUAGUCUCGAAUCUUCGUACUUGCAACGCCUCGUAGAAAUACUUUGCAUCGAGACCAAUGGAGAACACAAGUCUCGUCGAGAAAAUGCUGUAUUGAAGCUUUUACAUGGGAAUAAAAUCACUUGUAUACCUGAAGAUUCUUUGAUUAAACUCGCUCGAAGGGCUAAUUUCAUGCGAGUAGCCGAACAACUGUACACAAAUCGGGGUAAUUGGGAGUCAGUAUGCGAGUGCAUGUUGUCCGAUCCCAAUCGCCAAUCCGAGCUAUUUAUUUUGCUACAACAACUACCUACAAUUCAAUUGGAACAAAUAAUCAAGAAGCAAGCAGUUUCUCUAGUAUCGUUUGACGCAUCAGGUUUCGCUGGUUUGAUCGUUUCACGAUUGAGUGAUCAAUUGGAUGGUAUUCUUGAAGUGCUGAAAAAAAAUCCUGCCAGUGAAUAUAGACUUCUUACUGAUUUGCACUCUCACAUUGAACUAACUAAUGCUGCAAAUGGAGACAGUACUAUUGAUGGAAGAGAACAGCAAUCAUCUGAAAAUCGAGACAACAGUAUGAAUGGAAUAAAAGUAGAAUUAAAUGAGAGUAAUAUGGAACACUAUCUCCGACUCAUGUGUCGCUUUGAACCUGAAAAAGUAAUGAAGCAUCUACGAGGAAAUUACGGAUGUAAAUCUGAUAAAGCACUAGAGAUAGUUCGCGAAGCCAAUCGUAAAGAUGGUGAAGCUCUACUUCUCGAGCAAUUGGGUAACUAUCAGGGCGCCUUUGACCUUCUGCUCGGUCGCCUUAGCGAGAUUACAAAUUUAAUCGAACGUGAUGAGUGCAUUCAAGACGAAGCUCACAACAUAACUUCACAACUAGCUGGUUUGUGCCGACGCUCGGCCGGAGUACUGGACUGGAUGCCUCUCGUCAAAGUUGUUCUCAGUUUACUGAAUGGCAGAGAUACCCAAAAAUGCGAUAAAGUGUUCGGCGAGAGAUUGCUCAAAAUUAUUUUAGAAACGCUUAGCGGUACAACCGCUCUGUCAUCAGUGUUAGAGUAUAUUUUAAAACAACCAUUAUCAACCGGGGGAACUAUGGGAGAUGUCAGACAACUGCUAACAAGUGUUUUAGCUCAAUCCAAGUAUGAUCAAAUUUCAAUUGAAACAACUUCAAAAAUAGUUAGUUUGGAACUGCACAAAGCUUUAAAAACCACGUUAAAAGAAACCGGUAAAGGUAGAAGCUGUAGCACGAUGUUAUGCUUUAUUUGUCGAAAAAGUCUUGCGCAAGCGAGAGAUUACGUUGUGGUAUUUAAUUGCAAUCACACAUACCACUUGGAAUGCCUCUCAGAACCAAAGAUUUGCUGCGAAUGCGUUAAUAUAAAAGGAUGGGCACGUCCAGUCACAGAUUUUGUUCUUCCUACUGCACAUAAUAGGAACUUUAAAAACUCACAAGAAACCAGAAAAUUGGAGCCUCCUAGCUUUAUGCAAAAACAAUUUCCUACUUUAAGACUUGCGCCCCCAGUUCCUUGGCCAGAUUUGGAUGACACAAUAUAGUUGUAUUAACAUCGUGACUCGGACUUUGAACGGAUUGUCUUCUGUUUAACCAAGCUUUUACAGUCAAACUUGUAUUUCAAUGUCAAAACUCUUGUAAAUUUGUAAAAAAAAAAAAACUAUAGACAUAUGUAAAUGACUUGAUGUGUUAUGUAUAUUAAAAAGUUUUAGGCGUUAAAAUGAUUUGGUAACAUCCCAAUGAUAAUUUCUGAAAUGUUAUGUAAAUUAUCAUAUAGAUUUAUUGUAUUGUUAAUAAAUGAUCCUUAAAAAAUGA
This is a messenger RNA of Trichogramma pretiosum, 4859 nucleotides long. RefSeq names its product vacuolar protein sorting-associated protein 8 homolog (gene Vps8). NCBI's taxonomy places the organism in Eukaryota, Metazoa, Arthropoda, Insecta, Hymenoptera, Trichogrammatidae. The coding region runs from base 581 to 4588 and encodes 1335 amino acids. Gene Ontology annotation, cellular component: late endosome; HOPS complex. Gene Ontology annotation, molecular function: protein binding. Gene Ontology annotation, biological process: protein targeting to vacuole; endosomal vesicle fusion. The record is from RefSeq and is a predicted model, not a curated record. The transcript is spliced from 13 exons.